CGAGUCAGCUCUUGGUACGAAAGGUAGUUUUUUUGUGAAUAAAAUACGUUCGUGCAGUGCAAAAAUCGACUAUUGCAAAAUUUAAACUUUCAAUAAAUAACAUAAGUUUUAAGUGUAAUUUAUUAAAUUCUUUUUAAAUAAGUCAUUAACUAAACAAAUAUUACUAAAAACAUGGCCGAUUCAAAAGGUGAAGAUUUGGCUACAGCUAUUCUUAAACGUAAAGAUCGUCCCAAUCGUUUGAUUGUCGAUGAAGCCACCAAUGACGACAACUCCGUGGUGUCAUUAUCACAGGCAAAAAUGGACGAAUUGCAAUUAUUCCGUGGUGAUACCGUGAUAUUAAAAGGUAAACGUCGCAAGGAAACUGUUUGUAUUGUCCUUUCCGAUGAUGCAUGUCCCGAUGAGAAGAUUCGCAUGAAUCGUGUUGUUCGUAAUAAUCUAUGUGUUCAUCUAUCCGAUGUUGUUUCUAUUCAUCCCUGUCCGGAUGUUAAGUACGGCAAACGCGUUCGUAUUUUACCAAUUGAUGAUACCACCGAAGGUGUUACCGGUAAUUUAUUCGAGAUUUAUUUAAAACCUUACUUCUUGGAAGCUUAUAGACCCAUCCAUAUGGGUGAUAAUUUCAUUGUACGCGCCGCUAUGCGUCCUAUUGAGUUUAAGGUUGUCCUGACAGAUCCUGAACCCUACUGUAUUGUUGCACCAGAAACUGUUAUCUUCUGUGAUGGCGAUCCAAUUAAGAGAGAGGAAGAGGAAGAAUCUCUAAAUGCCGUCGGUUAUGACGAUAUUGGUGGAUGUCGCAAACAAUUGGCUCAAAUUAAAGAAAUGGUUGAAUUGCCGCUACGUCAUCCAUCACUCUUCAAGGCAAUUGGUGUUAAGCCACCACGCGGUAUUCUUAUGUACGGUCCCCCUGGUACUGGUAAGACCUUGAUUGCUCGUGCAGUCGCCAAUGAGACUGGUGCAUUCUUCUUCCUAAUUAAUGGUCCUGAAAUUAUGUCCAAAUUGGCCGGUGAAUCUGAAUCGAAUUUGCGCAAGGCUUUUGAAGAGGCCGAAAAGAAUUCUCCAGCUAUUAUAUUCAUUGAUGAAAUCGAUGCUAUCGCACCAAAGCGUGACAAGACUCAUGGUGAAGUGGAACGUCGUAUUGUUUCGCAAUUGCUCACUCUUAUGGACGGCAUGAAGAAGAGCUCUCAUCUGAUUGUUAUGGCUGCCACUAACAGACCCAAUUCCAUUGAUCCAGCUCUGCGUCGUUUUGGACGCUUCGAUCGUGAAAUCGAUAUUGGUAUUCCUGAUGCUACUGGACGUUUGGAGGUGUUGCGCAUUCACACCAAGAAUAUGAAGUUGGCCGAUGAUGUUGACUUGGAACAAAUUGCAGCUGAAACUCAUGGUCAUGUAGGUGCUGAUUUGGCUUCGUUGUGCUCGGAAGCUGCUUUGCAACAAAUCCGUGAAAAGAUGGACUUGAUUGAUUUGGAAGACGAUAAAAUCGAUGCCGAAGUAUUGGCUUCGUUGGCUGUAACUAUGGAGAACUUCCGUUAUGCCAUGACCAAAUCAAGCCCUUCGGCAUUGCGCGAAACCGUGGUUGAAGUACCCAAUACCACUUGGGGCGAUAUUGGUGGUUUGGAGAAUGUGAAGAAGGAAUUGCAGGAAUUGGUUCAGUAUCCAGUGGAGCAUCCAGAUAAGUUCUUGAAGUUCGGCAUGCAACCCAGUCGUGGUGUAUUGUUCUAUGGUCCGCCUGGUUGCGGUAAAACUCUUUUGGCCAAGGCUAUUGCAAACGAAUGCCAAGCUAACUUCAUUUCCGUCAAGGGUCCCGAACUGUUGACCAUGUGGUUUGGUGAGUCCGAAGCUAAUGUCCGUGACAUUUUCGACAAGGCACGCUCGGCUGCGCCUUGUGUGCUCUUCUUCGAUGAGUUGGAUUCGAUUGCCAAGGCUCGUGGUGGAAAUGUCGGUGAUGCUGGUGGUGCUGCUGAUCGUGUCAUCAAUCAGAUUCUUACUGAAAUGGACGGCAUGGGUGCCAAGAAGAAUGUCUUUAUUAUCGGUGCCACCAAUCGUCCCGACAUUAUUGAUCCAGCAAUCUUGCGUCCCGGACGUUUGGAUCAACUUAUCUAUAUUCCACUUCCCGACGACAAGUCUCGUGAAGCUAUUCUCAAAGCCAAUUUGAGAAAGUCCCCUCUGGCCAAGGAUGUUGAUCUUACUUAUAUUGCCAAGGUGACACAAGGUUUCUCAGGUGCUGAUUUGACUGAAAUAUGUCAACGUGCUUGUAAAUUGGCCAUUCGUCAGGCUAUUGAAGCUGAGAUUAAACGUGAAAAAGAGAGAGCUGAAAACCAAAACUCAGCCAUGGACAUGGACGAAGAAGAUCCAGUACCAGAAAUUACUCGUGCCCAUUUCGAGGAGGCCAUGAGAUUUGCACGUCGUUCAGUAUCUGAUAAUGACAUCAGGAAAUAUGAAAUGUUUGCCCAAACAUUACAACAAUCUCGUGGUUUUGGACAAAACUUUAGGUUCCCCGGUCAAUCCAGCAAUCAACAGGGUUCUGGACCAAAUGCACCUGCGAAUCCACCAGGCGACAAUGGCGAUGAUGAUCUAUACAGUUAGAUUUUUAGUUUUAAUUUUUUAUAUAAAUCAUAAAAAAACAUUUACAAGAAAAAUAAACACGAACGUACUACAUUCAACCAUCAUUUAAUAAGAACAAGAAGAAAUAA
This is a messenger RNA of Calliphora vicina (urban bluebottle blowfly), 2684 nucleotides long. It is a transcript of the gene TER94, whose product is annotated as Transitional endoplasmic reticulum ATPase TER94. Lineage: Eukaryota; Metazoa; Arthropoda; Insecta; Diptera; Calliphoridae. Gene Ontology annotation, biological process: retrograde protein transport, ER to cytosol; mitotic spindle disassembly; autophagosome maturation. Gene Ontology annotation, molecular function: ATP binding; polyubiquitin modification-dependent protein binding; ATP hydrolysis activity. The transcript has 6 exons. Gene Ontology annotation, cellular component: cytosol; nucleus; VCP-NPL4-UFD1 AAA ATPase complex. Bases 172 to 2577 code for a protein of 801 amino acids. The record is from RefSeq and is a predicted model, not a curated record.